This is a messenger RNA of Phaedon cochleariae (mustard beetle), 3062 nucleotides long. Lineage: Eukaryota; Metazoa; Arthropoda; Insecta; Coleoptera; Chrysomelidae. The record is from the annotation of a GenBank genome assembly.
GUAUGUAGUUUAUUGUUUUCUUUUUGAAUAAUCAUUUUAUUAUUGAAUAAUUUUAAUAAUUGGUUUCACCAUUUUCAACUUUAUUUAUAACAUUUUGUGUUUUAAUCUUAGGACCUGUAAAAGUGACUUGAGUGAUCGAUUAACGUGGCAUAGGUACGGGGAAAAGGGUAUCUAUUAGGAAUCAAAUAAUCGUGUGAAACUGAUAAAUACAAAUAUAUCAUAAGAUGUCAUCAGAAAAUUCCUUCAAGAAACUGCCUGAGACAAUUAUACCAAAACAUUAUCACAUUAGUCUCAUUCCAAACUUGAUUAACUUAAAUUUUUUCGGAGAAAUCUCUGUUGACAUAGAGAUAAUAGAACCUACUAAUGAUAUCAAAUUCAAUGCAUUAAAUUUGGAGAUAAAUUCAGUAACUUUAAUGAAUGUAAGGGAUUCAACAGAAUUACAGCCAUUAAAAAUAGUCAUUCUCCCAGAAGAUGAGACUGCAAACCUGAACUUUUCCCCAUCAAUCAAUGCUGGAAGCUAUGUUUUGAAGAUGUCUUUCAAAGGUCUCCUUGAAGAUAAUAUGAAGGGUUUUUACAGAAGCAAACAUGAAGAUGAAUCUGGCAUAGUGACAUAUUCAGCAGUCACACAAUUUGCUCCAACAGAUGCUAGACGUUGUUUUCCUUGCUGGGAUGAGCCAGCAAUAAAAGCUACUUUUGAUAUAAACCUCACAGUACCCAAAGAUCUUGUUGCUCUAUCUAAUAUGCCUGUGGUUGGCUCUGUAGAUGUUGAUGGUUUAAUCAGAUACACCUAUGAUACAACACCAAAAAUGUCUACAUAUCUUGUAGCAGUUUUAGUUGGUCAUUUUGAUUACUGUGAGAGUAAAACAGAGAAUGGUGUUUUAUUGAGGGUAUAUACCCCAAAGGGUAAGAGUGAACAAGGGCUUUUUGCAUUGGAUGUAACAAAAAAAGUAUUGCCUUAUUAUGAAACCUAUUUUAAAAUUCCCUAUCCUUUACCCAAACUGGAUUUGGUCGCUGUGGCCAGUUUGAGCUAUGGAGCAAUGGAAAACUGGGGCCUUAUUACUUAUAGGGAAUGCCGAUUAUUGGUAGAUGCCGAAAACACCUCGGCGGCCUCCAAGCAAGCCACUGCCCUAACGGUCGGCCACGAAUUAACCCACCAAUGGUUCGGCAAUCUGGUCACCAUGGAAUGGUGGACGGACCUUUGGUUGAAUGAGGGCUACGCUUCCUUCAUGCAGUUUUUGUGCAUCGACAGAUUCUUUCCGGAGUACGAUAUUUGGUCGCAGUUCCUGAACAACAUGUAUAUUCCUGCCCUAGAGUUGGACGGGUUGUCGCAUUCGCAUCCUAUCGAGGUGCUGGUGAAUGAUCCGUCAGAGAUCAACGAGAUAUUUGACAGUAUCAGUUACAAUAAAGGGGCCUCCAUUAUCAGAAUGUUGGUCGGUUACAUUGGCAACGAGAAGUUCGAAGAAGGAAUGCAUCUGUAUCUGAGCAGGCAUCGGUACGGCAACAUGCGUACAGGGAAUUUGUGGGACGCUCUCGCUGAAUGCAGUCGUUUGCCGGUUAGUGAGGUUAUGUCGACGUGGACGAAGCAGAUGGGAUUCCCGCUUCUCAAAGUGACGGCCAAACAGUCAGAUGAUGAAACAGGCAUAUCUUUGACAAUUACACAACAGAAAUUUGUAGCUGACGGUUCUGUAUCACCUGAAGGCUACACGUGGAUGGUUCCUAUCACAAUUUCCACCAGCUCCAAUCGAACGCAAAAAAUCGACGACACUCUAUUGUCAACAAAAUCCACCGAGAUAUUCGUACCGAAUGUAGGUCCAUCGGAUUGGAUUAAAAUCAAUCCGGGUGCCAUUGGGUACUACAGAACGCAGUACACUGGUCAAAUGUUGGAUAAUUUCGUGCCUGAUAUUAAAAGUGGCAGAAUAUCUCCUAUUGAUAGAUUAAUGUUACUGAAUGAUUUGUUUGCAAUGGUGAAAGCUGGUCUGGCCAAAACGACUGAACUACUGAAAUUCUUGAGAGCUUUCGAAGAUGAAACAAAUUCGAAUGUGUGGUGCUCCAUAGUGACUAUCCUCGGUAGAUUAGGGACACUUUUGAGUUACACUGAUAAUGGCGAAGCAUUCAGAAAGUAUCAAAAAACGCUGUUGAAUAAGAUUUAUCUGAAACUCGGCUGGAAUCCUCAUCCUUCUGAAACCCACGUGGACGCCCUUUUGAGAAGCAUUAUUUUGAACCGUUUCGCCUCUUUGGGAGAUGAAAACAUGAUGAAAGAAGCGAGAGAAAGAUUUUCCAAACAUGUGAAAUCGGAAGAAAAGCUGUCGGCUGACCUGAGAAGCGCUUGCUACAAAUGUGUCCUUUUGAAUGGAGGGAGAAGAGAGUUCGAGACUCUUUUGGAACUGUAUAGAUCGACAGAUCUCAAUGAAGAAAAAAUGAGGAUUGUCCUUAGUUUGGGCUGUACGAGGAAAGAUGAAUUACUCAAAGAGUUGCUACAAUUUGGUCUGUCUGACGAGGUGAAAACACAGGACUCGACCCUGGUGAUCAGCUCGGUGGCCCAAACGAAGCCAGGCAGAGAUUUGGCGUGGCAGUUCCUCAAAAACCAUUGGGACGGGCUCACGGGAGCCGGUCCCUUGCUCUCGAGGCUGGUCAAGCAGGUGACCGAGAAUUUCGCGAGCACGGAGAAAGCCGACGAUGUCCGAGCGUUCUUCGGGGGUAAAAGGGACUCGAGGGUGGAGAGGAGCGUUCAACAGGCUCUGGAAACAAUCGCUUUGAACGUCGCAUGGUUGGAAAGGGAUGCCGAUGAUAUCAAAACGUAUUUGAAUGCUUGUUGAGACUAUAUUGUACCUGAGGCAUUUCGUGUUAUUGUGUUGGUUACAACUACUGUCAUAUUCAGUGUCACUUGUCAAUGUCAGUCUGUCUCUGUUUGAAGAACAAAAGUGGUCGAAAAGACGUUUCCAGUUUGAAUUGAUAAUGAAAUAGCAAAUUUCGUUUACAUUUGACAUUCGGAUACUUGGUAGCCAACCUCUAACUAUGAAAUGUCGUGUUACCAUUCAAUAUAUAAUAUAUGGUAUAUCAUG